ACAUGGCACUCCAGCAUGUGGUCCUCCUGGCUGGCCUCCUGGCGGAAGUUGCCAGCAAAUCCUCAGCAAGUGUGGGCCAGCAGCCUGAGUGUUGUGUGGCCACGCUGGACACCAAUGCCACUUGCCCGGGCACAAGCCUGUGUGGCCCAGGCUGCUACAAGCUCCCCAGUGAGGAUGGAAAUGCCAGCUGUGUGCAGUGCAAUGGGACCUUUCUGGCCAAUGGCUCCGAGUGCAGAGCCUCCGCUGGCCAGGACGGACACUCCCCAGGGAGCCAGAGCACAGCAGCACCCAGGCAGCUGGACCUCGGCGGUCCUCAGGUGGCAGCCUCCCUUUUCCUGGGCACCUUCUUCGUCAGCUCCGGCUUCAUCCUUGCCGUGGCCGGGUGGUUCUACCUCAAGCGCGCCAGUAAACUCCCCAGGGUCUUCUACAGAAGAGACAAAGCCCCUGCCCUGCAGCCUGUGGAAGUGGCUGCGAUGAGCUCCUCCCCGCGGUCCUCAGUGCGAAAGCCUCGCUAUGUCAGGCGGGAGCGGCCCUUGGAUGGGACCAUGAACCCCACUGCCAUCUCCUUAGAAGGGGCCCGACUCAGCGAUGUCUGACAGACCGGCAGCUUCACACUGCAUCUUGUGGCUUCGGGACAGACCUGGAUGUGGCCCAACUCAGCUUGUCUACCUCACACCGAUGGUCCCCCUUGCUUUCUGCACCCUGCGCCCCUGCAGGAAGAGAGGCCAGAUCCGGGUGUUCCAGAUGGUGACACCCUGUCCAGGCUGCAUAAGCAAGCAAAGUCCUUGUUUUCCUCUGACCUGAUUGUAUGCAGAAGUGGAUUUUAUAGAGAAGUUGAGUUCUUCUCUGCUCCACACCUGAGCCCCGUUGCCAGGCCCAGGACAGUGCCUCAGCUGUAGGAGCAUGGCAUGUGGCUCACAUGGGCUGUGAC
Molecule: messenger RNA, 931 nt
Organism: Sorex fumeus (smoky shrew)
Lineage: Eukaryota; Metazoa; Chordata; Mammalia; Eulipotyphla; Soricidae
Gene: CUNH1orf159
Product: chromosome unknown C1orf159 homolog
Exons: 8
Coding region: 3-596 (197 amino acids)
Source: RefSeq, a predicted model, not a curated record